AUGGCCAGCGCAACUAGGAAAGACCUCCUCAAGAAGGUCUACAACAUGGUACCGCCCAUGCUUGAAAGCUUCCACAAGGGUCAAUUGGGUCGCGUAGCUGUUAUCGGCGGUAGUGAAGACUACACUGGCGCGCCCUACUUCUCUGCUAUGGCAUCCGCAAAGCUAGGUUGUGACAUGUCUCACGUAAUCUGCGAACCCGGUGCCGGUGCGGUGAUCAAGACUUACUCUCCCAACCUCAUGGUGCAUCCAUACAUGCGUCAAUCGAAGAACCUCGCCAAGACCGAAAGCGCAGAGAGCAUCACCUCAGAAGUCGUUAGCAUGCUAUCACGCCUACAUGUUAUCGUCAUUGGUCCCGGCCUUGGUCGUGAUGAGCUCAUGCAAAACACCUGCGCACAGGUUAUCCAGGAGGCAAGGAAACAAGGCAUUCCGUUCGUGCUGGACGCAGACGGUCUCUACCUUGCGCAGACAAGACCGGAGCUUGUGGAUGGCUGCACCGAGUGUAUACUCACACCCAACGUUGUUGAGUUCGGAAGGCUAGCCAAGGCUAAGGGUGUAGAUGUCAAUGAAGGCGAUCCUUCAGAGCUCUGCGCCAAAUUGUCAAAGGCUUUUGGCGGCGUCACCAUUAUUCAGAAGGGCUCCAAGGACUACAUAUCCAAUGGCUCGCACACACUCGUAUCCGAGGGUGAGGGUGGUCUAAAGCGCUCUGGUGGCCAAGGUGAUACUCUUACCGGCAGUUUGGCGACCUUGUUGGCAUACAGGAAAGCAUACCACGACAAGAUCUGGGAUAUCGGAACCGAGAUGUCGAGGAGUGAGACACUUGCUCUUGCAGCAUAUGGUGGAUCAUGCAUUACCAGGGAGUGCUCGAAGCUUGCAUUCAAGGAGAAGGGCAGGUCGCUACAAGCCAGCGACUUGACUGAACAUGUGCACACUGCUUUCUUGAACGUCAUCGGUGAGAGGGAAGAGACUCCUAACUUGUAA
Alternaria postmessia is the source of this 978-nucleotide messenger RNA. RefSeq lists its product as uncharacterized. The record is from RefSeq and is a predicted model, not a curated record. The transcript has 3 exons. Gene Ontology annotation, molecular function: ATP-dependent NAD(P)H-hydrate dehydratase activity. Bases 1 to 978 code for a protein of 325 amino acids. Lineage: Eukaryota; Fungi; Ascomycota; Dothideomycetes; Pleosporales; Pleosporaceae. Gene Ontology annotation, biological process: metabolite repair.